AUGAUGUCCCUGGGUGUCAGUAAAGGACGUGUCAUUCCAUCCACUGAUGAAGACCGCAGGAGGAUCAUUAAGCAGAUGAAGGUUCGCACCACCCUGAAAGGAGAUAAGAGCUGGAUCCACCACCAUAACUCGGACUCUGAGGAUGAGAACAAGAGCAGCCCGCUGUCUGGACGGGCCGGUGGGGAAUCCCCAGCCUCAACGCCUAGUGCUCCCCAGAGUGACAGGUCUCCUGCCUCCAAGCCUCAAUCCGGUUACCUCAUCAGAGGGGUGUUCACAAGAACCAUCGAUAAGACCUCUUCUGUGCCAGAUUCCUCAUCUUCUAAUGAAGCACAAAAAAGCACUGCCGCGAAGGGACACAGCCUGUGCCGUUCUUCCUCUGGCUACAGGAUGACCACUGAGGAUUACAAGAAACUAGCUCCAUAUAAUGUCAAGCAAAAAUCAGUGGACUUGGAUGAGAAGGAUGUGCCUUUUACUCCAGAUGAACGUAAAAAGAGGACAGAGGCAGCCAACAGUGUCCUGAGAUGCACUGCCAGCAGAGAACGUGCUUACGUCCUCUCGGCGGCCAAGAAAAGCAAUGGCAGCCCAACACAAGAAUUUCCACCCUUGUUCGCCAAGAGAAUUGAGAUAGAAGAAGAGGAAGGACAGCAGAGGAGUCCAACUGUGUCUGGCUCAUGCAGGUUUACACCAGAUGACAACAGUACUAAUGGGCUAAGAAAAACCACCGCUGGGUCUUCCUGGAAUGAGCCAAAGACAACAGCAGUGUCUCCCUCCAGCCCUGAAACAAGCAGUAAGAGCCAACCAACCACAUCCUUGAGUGAAACUUCAGAGACAACCUCCACUUCUACUGAAAUCAGAAAUGGUGAAAACAGACGGGCCCCUAAUGGGAAAUCCUCAUCUGAAACUGUGUCACAGCAUGGGAACGGUGACAAACCUCUGAAGGAAAAGUCUGAGCCGUUCCCAUGGGAUGAACUGGCCCCCAGAGCAACCGUGGCUUCCACGAAUGGAAGUUAUCCUGAACAUGCAGAAGCCAGCAAUGGAUUCUACCCACCAAAGUCCAACUCUGGUUGCAGGGACGGACCUGCAGAUGCUACAGACAAGCUGCACCAUCAGUACGAGACCUCUCGCUACCCAGAUGAUGCAAAGUCUGAACCUGCAAGGUCAGGGCCUGGUGCUGGUACUCACAGUGCUGCUCGCAGAGGGUCUAGCUUGCAGUCUGAUGUCCCUUCUCCUCCUACUGAGAGUGCCCCUGUGCAUGUGGAGGGGACAGAAUAUUCCUUUAAAGGAUCUGUCCUGGGCUACGAGGAGAGAAGCAGCACCCGAGAGAGCAGAUACACGAGUCCCGAGGUCCCAGCAUACAGCAAGCCUUGCAGGAAUGAAGUGACGUCUUCCCAAGAUUUCAAAGAGGGGAACACCCCUAGAGAAAGGGGGCACGAGAGCACGCGGGCCUCAGAUGACUAUAAACCAGAGCUGAUCCAAGAAGGGUUUUUGGACUCAAACAACCAUACUGAGAAGGGACAAGAACCUCCUGACCAUGAUGUCCACCCAGAGACUCCCAGGUCGAAGGAACAUACUGAACAUGAACUCAGCAUGACUAGGUCCAUGCCGUGCUCCAAGGACAGCGCUAGUGGGAGCAUGGACAUUAACAAGGGGAUACCGCCCUGUGUGCAGAGUGAAGAAGUCACUUCAAGAAGGCCCAGUGCUCUACCUAGAGAAAGCAGCAUCACUCCUCCAGAGACCCAAUGUGCAAAUGAAUCUGACCCAUGCCGGGAAAGGAUCACUCCGGCUUAUGAAGAACAAACCUGCCCCACCACAGAAAGUCACCAUGAGAGCCCAGGAGACUGGAGAGACAAAGAGCCUAACCCAGUGGGAGCCAGCAGGUCUAACUUCAGCUCAAAAGAGAGUGCUCUCAGUGCAUAUGAGACCCAGCAUCCCAUGCCACUGUACGUGGACCGCCAGCCUUUUAACACCAGCGUGUCAGCACCCAGUCACAGGAUACCAUCCUAUGUAGACAGCCAAGUAUUCAGCACCAGAAGACCUACCCCAGAUUACGAAGGGCGAGUUUAUGAUGGGAGAAGCAGCCCUAGGAACAGCAGAUAUGACAGCGCUAGUGCCAGGGGGCACUGUGAAUUUAACCCCACAGCCGGACGCCACGACUCCUUUCCCAGAGAUACCACCAUGUCCAUUUCCCAGAGAAGCCACAGGGUGCCAUUCUACAUGGACAGCUUAAACUAUAACAGCACCAGGCUUCUCUCAAGUUCGAGUGAGAGGAUCUGCAGUCCGAUUGCCACCUUACCACACAACAGCCCAGCGGCCUCUGGGUGCCAGCCCGAUUCCAGCAUUGCCGGAAAAGGGGUCCUCUUUGUGAAGGAGUACGUGAACAGCAGCGAGUUAUCGGCCUCCCCACGCUAUGGCAGUGGCAGCCUUGUGGAUUUGACCGACUUGGAGAGAGCAGCCUACAGCCACCACAGCUACCUGUCCAGCGCUCCCCUGCAGAGGUCCAGUGAACCUGCUUGCAGUUACUGCAGCCGUGAGAUCCGAGACUGCCCUAAGAUCAUAAUAGAGCAUCUUAACAUCUGCUGCCACGAAUACUGUUUCAGGUGUGGAAUUUGCCACAAAGCAAUGGGAGAUCUUCUGGAUAAAAUAUUCAUCCACCGGGACAUUGUCCACUGUGACAAGUGCUACGAGAAACUCUUCUAGGGUUUUGCAAAGCUGGAGAAGGCAGCCAGUGGAAAGUCCUCAGCAGCACGUAUCAGAAUAUAUCUAGCAGUUCCUGACUGGCUAAGAUAGCAGAAUUCCUGCUUCCCCCCUUUCCUCAGGUUAUUUUCCCUCUCGCUGCCUCAUCACAAUGAACGAGUUUAACAUCCGCUAGUUUAUGCUGUCAGCUGCGUACAAGACAAGUGCCAAUGUUAACAAGAUAGGGCAGUGUCAUCUACGGAGAUAAGUGGGCUGAUUUUCCAAAGGUGCUGAGCCCCUCCGCCUGUCUUUAACUUCAUUAAGAUUCCAGAGUGCUCCCUGUGUUGGAAGUCAGGCAGAGCUCCUUAGGUCUGUCUAAGCUAAUUGCGAGAAACCUUUUCCGAUUUUUUUAUUUUCUUU
Aptenodytes forsteri (emperor penguin) is the source of this 3093-nucleotide messenger RNA. RefSeq names its product zinc finger protein 185. Bases 1 to 2697 code for a protein of 898 amino acids. The transcript is spliced from 32 exons. The record is from RefSeq and is a predicted model, not a curated record. Lineage: Eukaryota; Metazoa; Chordata; Aves; Sphenisciformes; Spheniscidae.